Phyllotreta striolata is the source of this 1547-nucleotide messenger RNA. The record is from the annotation of a GenBank genome assembly. NCBI's taxonomy places the organism in Eukaryota, Metazoa, Arthropoda, Insecta, Coleoptera, Chrysomelidae.
CGAAAGGAGACCGCGGCGUUCCGUUUUGGGAAAAACUCUAUCACGUGGAAAGCUUGCGAUGCGACUUCGACGCUCUUGGUGAAAAACCGCGCUGCAUCAGCGAUGAGGGUGGUUAUUUGUAGUGUGUUGUUGGUGACUUUGUUUUUGCACGUUGAUUGCGACAAUUGGCAGGAAUGGUGGACAUACGACGGUAUUUCAGGGCCUGGUUAUUGGGGUUUGAUGAAUCCCCAGUGGAAUAUGUGCUCAAAAGGGCGAAGACAGUCACCGAUAAACGUCGAACCUGACAAAUUGCUGUUUGAUCCCUACCUCAGGCUUAUUCACAUCGAUAAACAUAAAGUGAAUGGCAUGCUCCACAAUACGGGCCAAUCUCUCGUAUUCCGCGUGGAUAAAGACAGCAAAACGCACGUGAAUAUAUCAGGGGGGCCAUUAGCGUAUCGAUAUCAAUUUGAGGAGAUAUAUAUUCACUACGGUAUAGAGAAUCAGCAAGGUUCCGAGCACUACAUUCACGGAUACUCCUUUCCUGCAGAGAUCCAACUGUACGGCUUCAACAAAGAAUUAUACCACAAUAUGUCAGAAGCUCAGCACAAAUCGCAGGGCAUUGUCGGCAUUUCGCUAAUGGUUCAGAUUGGUGACAUGCCAAAUCCCGAGCUGCGAAUCAUCACGAGUGUCUUCAACAAAGUCCAAUAUAAGGGUGCAUAUACACCCAUAAAGCAUUUGUCUCUGAGAAGUCUUCUUCCCGAGACGGACCUAUUUAUGACUUAUGAGGGUUCCACCACCCAUCCAGGCUGUUGGGAAACUACUGUGUGGGUUAUAUUUAACAAGCCAAUUUAUAUAACAAAACACGAGUUGUACCAACUACGCAAAUUAAUGCAGGGUUCGGAGGAGGCGCCGAAGGCACCCCUGGGAAAUAACGCCCGUCCUGUUCAGCCCCUACACCAGCGAACUAUUCGGACAAAUAUUAACUUUAGAAACUCUGAUAACCUCAACUGUCCCUCCAUGAACAAGGAGAUGUAUUACAAAGCUAACAAAUGGACUCCCGAUGUCAAAGAGCAGAGCCCUUUCCAUACGCUUCAUUCGCUGCAUUGAAAGUCGAGGAGUCGACUGGCUCCCUGAGGGCUUGCUAACUUGACUUGCUAACUUUUCCCGACUUUGGGUUUCGUGUAAAUACCUUCGAUGGAAACGGACAUAUUUUUGUGAUAUGUAUGCAAUAAAUGACCAAAGUGUUUUAGUGUGACUGCUAGUGAAUUCCUGGUAGAUUUGCAAGCGCAAAAUUUACAUACAGAUACGCCGUGUCGGUGUCGCUGAUGAUGAUAUUAUAAAAAUGUUUAGAAAAAUUUCUCGUUAUAGUCGUUUUUUUUUUAAUACCGCGAAUCAAAUUUGUUGAGAUUAAUGAUUUAGUGAAGAAAAAAAGAGUAAUAAAAAUAGCCAAUUAUUAAAACAGAUCAGCUAGUAGUUAGUAAAUAAAAAAAUAUCUGAAUCUAUUUAAUGUAUCAUAUUUAAUCUGAGCGCGGCUGUUGCGAAAAUUGUAAAGUACUAUUAAAGAUUUA